Molecule: messenger RNA, 790 nt
Organism: Drosophila gunungcola (fruit fly)
Lineage: Eukaryota; Metazoa; Arthropoda; Insecta; Diptera; Drosophilidae
Product: mitochondrial dicarboxylate carrier
Exons: 4
Coding region: 197-790 (197 amino acids)
Biological process (GO): phosphate ion transmembrane transport; succinate transmembrane transport; thiosulfate transport
Molecular function (GO): malate transmembrane transporter activity; thiosulfate transmembrane transporter activity; sulfate transmembrane transporter activity
Source: RefSeq, a predicted model, not a curated record
UCGAACCGGAGAUAAUUCCACGUUGGUGGAGCGGCGGAGUGGCGGCGGCUAUCGCACAGUGUUUUACGGCACCUUUGGACUUGAUCGAGUCGCGAAUGGUUUCUUUUCACUGUACGACGGUCUAUGUGCCCAGUUGCUCAGACAGCUGACAUACACAUCCCUUCGUUUUCACCUGUACGAAUUGGGCAAGGAACAGAUGGACGAUCCAUUCGACUGGCUGGACAAGGUGCUCGUCGCUGGAGUGGCGGGAUGUGUGGCGGGGGUGGUGGGCAUACCCACGGAGUUGGUCAACACCCGGAUGCAGGUCAACCGCGCUCUGCCCAGUGAAAAGCGGUGGAACUACCGACACGUAUUCCACGGACUGUACCGGGUAACCAGGGACGAAGGCUGGAAGGCGCUCUACAGGGGAUCUUUCCUCUCUUUGGUUCGGUCGGGCUUCAUUACAAUCGGCCAGGUUGCAGCCUACGAUCAGGCCAAGGAAAUCUACAUGGAAUUUUUAAAACUCAAGCACGACAACACCAUUUUGCACCUGAUUAGUUCCACAACGGCUGCUUGUAUCUGCGUCCCAAUCAUCAAACCCAUAGAGAACUUGAGGACCCUCAAGAUGGUGAACUCGAGAGGAUUGUUAAGUAUCUAUGCCUAUAUGUUGCGCUUCGGGCCACGAGGAUAUUUUCGCGGCAUGGUGCCCUGCCUCCUGCGAAUGGUGCCCAAUACGAUCAUUACGUUUUUGAGUUUCGAGCAAAUUCGUGUUCAAUUUGGAUACUAUCAAAUCGAAGAAAAUAAAGGCUAG